UAAAAUGGCCGUUAGCGGGAGUUUUGCUUUUAGUAGUGAGGAAAGCGAAGGCGAAAUAUUUGAGGUGGGAAAAAUACUUGACACGAGAUUAGUGAAAGGCCGCAGGCAGUACCUGGUCAGAUGGAAAGGGUUUGGGGAGAAAGAGGACUCGUGGGAGCCGACGAGGAACAUGCGACAAUGUGGCGUCCUCAUCAAGGCGUUCAUGGAGGAGUACGAGAACCAACAGCCGUACAACAGAAGGCAACAGAGGUCAAGGUCAAGAUCCCGGUCACGUCAGCCGGGGACUGCGCAGGUUGCAGCGAAGGAGAAGAAGGUUAAUGUGCCUAAGGAAACCUCUGCUUCCACAGCCAAGCAGCUGUUGACAACCAAAAAGGAUCUGCGACCUUCAUCGGCAGUAACUGUAAAAUCCACGGCACCACCAAAGAAGAGUGCAGUGUCAGCAUCCCAUCACAGAGCCGAGGGACAUUCGCGUCUCAUCGACAUCUCAGAUUCCGAUAUGGAAGCUGUGGCCAAGGACAUCCUUCAGCAGUCAUUCAAAGGUCAGAAGAUUGACCUUAAGGAGCUUGUGCAGAAGCGCGGCAAGGCAAAGGGGAAGUUUCAGGCGACGACUGCAGCGUUGCCAGCUCCAGCCCCAGCCCCAGCCCCCGCACAGCCGCAAUACCUCAGCCUUGGACUACGAGAAGCGCUACUCGUCAUAGUACUCGCUGCUGCAGUUUACGCACUCCUCAGCAUCCUCUAUACACUCGACUGGUCACAGAUGAAGAUGCCAGAGCCAGAUGCCAGAUCUUCUGAAGCCUAACGCCUCCAG
This is a messenger RNA of Priapulus caudatus, 808 nucleotides long. RefSeq names its product M-phase phosphoprotein 8-like. Gene Ontology annotation, biological process: negative regulation of transcription by RNA polymerase II; chromatin organization. The coding region runs from base 5 to 799 and encodes 264 amino acids. The transcript has 5 exons. Gene Ontology annotation, molecular function: chromatin binding. The record is from RefSeq and is a predicted model, not a curated record. NCBI's taxonomy places the organism in Eukaryota, Metazoa, Priapulida, Priapulimorpha, Priapulimorphida, Priapulidae. Gene Ontology annotation, cellular component: pericentric heterochromatin.